AUGUCAGAUCAUCAUCACCAUUCAAAUGGCAGUGGAUUGUCUGAUAAGGAUUUGUUUGAGACACGAUGUCUCAGUCAGUACUUGCAAUCGAAAAUACCAACAAACUAUGAUUCUCUCAAGCAAUCACUGAGAGAUGCGACCGACAAGAAGAACUCGUCAAAGAUACAAACAUCACUACAGAACUUAACUUAUUAUAAAGUCGAAAAAGAUAUUCUAGAUACAUUAUUAUCAAUUAUAUCGAUGACAGACGAUAAGAAGAUAUUGAAAUUAGCAUACUAUUUCUUAGUUGAGAUAUCUGCAUAUAGAACACAAAUCAAUAACUCUGCUGAAAUUAAAAAUAUGAUUACAAUAUUCACAAAGGAGAUGAACCAUAAGGAUAUCUCUAGAAAAGUAGUGUCUUUAAAGACCACUGCAAUGUUGGCACCUAACGACUCACUUGUAGAUUCAAACAUAAUGGAGGUUAUCUCUGGUAUUCUCAGAAAGGUCGGUGAAGAUCCCGACAAAGUACAGAAAAAGAAGGGUUUCUUCUCAAAGGUAUCCGACCUUGGAAGAGAAAGAGCAUUACUUCAAUAUGCAUGUUUCGUAGCUUGUAGAAAUAGAUUUAAAAAUAAUCCAUCACUUUUCAUGCCAAUUGUAGAAGGUAUUAAAUGUACAGAUCAAGUAGGUGCACGACAUGCAGUACAAUUGACAUUGGAUUAUGCAAAAGAGAAUGUUUCAACGGUUGCUGCAACCAUUAAGAGAUUCCUCCCGUUGCUCAAAGCCAACAAGGGUAAGGAAGCAGUUGCGUUGAUCGAUCCAUUCGCUCGUCGUUCUUUCAUUGCUUUGUGUGGCCUGAUUGCCAAGCAGUCAAGUCCAGCCGAUAGCAAAGACUUCUUCCAGAACAUCUGUCAGUCCGUCAUGGAUUCGCACACUGCCGUCUGGUGCUGCGCCAUCAACACACUCUGCAAAUUCCCAUGGAAAACACUCGAGUCUGGAACAAUCGAACCGAUCUCCACUACCGACAACGACACACCCAGUUACUACGACCCCAUUGGCAACGUCACUCCGCUACUCGUCGGUAUUUCCAAUCGAAUUAAAACCGGAUUUGCCGUGCAUAUUUCAUCGCAUGCCACUCAGCAAUCGGUGCCAUUCACUCACAUGGCUUGCAAGCUAAUCAACUCACUGUCACAGUCGUAUGUCAAACAUCAAUAUCCCAAGGAUGCAGCACAGAAUCCACAGGUCGGCGUCUGGACCGAGCUCGAAAAGUCCGAUCCCAAGAUGCCGGUACAUCCAUUCGCCGGCUUGACAGCUGCCGUCACCAGUCUACUCCAGAUCUCACCAAACAUUUCGAUUCGUGUGCAGGCACUCAGAGCAUUGGUAUGGCUGUGUCCGUCCAGUCUUUGUCCAGCGGCACGCGCCUUCUUUGACAUCUUCAAGGCGCAGUUGUACGAGCCUGGCCACCCGAUUUUGUUGUUCCGCGAACUGUUUGGCGAGCUCUACAAGCGUAUUGUUGAAACACCGAUUCUCUCGCCAUUCCUCCUGCAACUGGUCUACGACUGGAUCGACAUAGUUCCACACAAAGUCGACACCAGUCUCGUCCGCCAGAUCUGGGAGACCAUCUUGAAUUUCGGCUUGGAAGGACGUGAACGUGUCCUUCAGAAUUGUUUCUCAGUGAUGGACCGUUCGAUUCAUCCAGAUUUCCGUGUUGUCAGUCUCGAGAUUCUCAAGGACAUUGUUUUCUUCCUAGGUGACUACGCCAAUGUGAUCACCUACGAGAACCAAAACAAUUCGACAACACUGGCCGUCACCGACAACCAAGCACUCAACUCUAUCAUCUUGCGAUUGGAACAAUACGCCAUCUUCCACCCAUGGCAAAUCAGAAUGACAGCCAUCGAUGCCCUAGCGAAAAUCGCAUUCCUUUCAUCCAGCGCAGUUAGAAUACAUAUAUAUCAUUUCUUAACUACAUCUCCAAAUGAUUCUCAUGGAUGGACAUCAGUUAAAUCAAAUAAUUCGACAAUCAUCAAUAUUAUAGAUCAAUUAUUAACACUCAGAUCAAAAUGGUUACCAUUAUUAAAAACGAUCAAUCCAACACAAAAGAAAGAACUAAUCAACGACCACAACUCUCUUACCCUUCAAAUUGGAAUGUUUUUCGAUAGUCCUCCAACCGAUUAUUAUCCUAUUGGUAUAGAGACAAAACAAUUAGUUAUAUAG
Messenger RNA from Heterostelium album PN500, 2190 nucleotides. RefSeq lists its product as uncharacterized. The transcript has 5 exons. Lineage: Eukaryota; Evosea; Eumycetozoa; Acytosteliales; Acytosteliaceae. The record is from RefSeq and is a predicted model, not a curated record. Bases 1 to 2190 code for a protein of 729 amino acids.